Messenger RNA from Oryzias latipes (Japanese medaka), 2390 nucleotides. It is a transcript of the gene nipal3, whose product is annotated as NIPA like domain containing 3. Gene Ontology annotation, cellular component: membrane. NCBI's taxonomy places the organism in Eukaryota, Metazoa, Chordata, Actinopteri, Beloniformes, Adrianichthyidae. The record is from RefSeq and is a predicted model, not a curated record. Gene Ontology annotation, biological process: magnesium ion transport. Gene Ontology annotation, molecular function: magnesium ion transmembrane transporter activity.
UAGUUGCACGCUAAGGCGUAGCCAAACAGACGACUCGAAUCCGGAAGUGAAAUGUUCCUUGUUGUGCUUUAAAAUAUUGUCUUUUUGUCACUUUACAGCUUAAAGAAGACCCUAAAACUAAAGCCAAAAACUAAAAAACAUGCUUAUUGGACGUCUGGUCACUGUUUGUGAGAAAUAAAUCACCUCUGGAGGGGAAAAAAUGGGCUUUUACAGCUCCCAUGGCGAGUCCUACACGGACAAUCUCAUUGGGACUUUACUCGCAAUAUUUGGAAAUUUUCUCGUCAGCAUUUCUUUAAGCAUUCAGAAAUACAGCCAUGUGACUCUCGCAGGGAGAAAAGAUCAGCGCACCUUCUACCAUACCAAAACCUGGUGGUGUGGUUUUGUAUUCACCUGUAUCGGGGAGUCGGCCAACUUUGUCUCUUACGCUUUUGCCCCUCUUGCUGUUGUGGCGCCUCUCAAUGCAGUGUCUGUCCUGACAAGCUCAAUUUUGGGCUUUUUAUUUCUGCAUGAGAAAUCUAAGCCAAAGGAGUUUGCAAAGCAUUAUGGACUGAUCAUCCUGGGAUACUUCAUUACUGCAGGUGGAACGUAUCUCUUUGUGUCAUUUGGACCAAAUUCUCAUGAAAAACUAGAAGCAGAGAACAUUAUAAAGCACAUCGUUGGUUGGCCUGUCCUCCUGUAUUUGCUGUUGGAGAUCAUUCUAUUUUGCCUCCUUCUGUAUUUCCACAAACAACGAAGGGUUAACUAUCUGGUCGUCAUUCUUUUGCUGGUCGCAUUGCUUGGCUCCGUCACAGUCAUCACAGUGAAGGCAGUUUCAGGCAUGUUGGUACUCUCCAUCGAGGGCAACAUUCAGCUGGACAACCCAAUCUUCAGCGUCAUGUUUGUGUGCAUGAUGGCAUCGGUGAUCUUCCAAGCCAGAUUUCUGUCCCAAGCUUGUAAACUGCAUGACUCGUCUCUGGUCAUGAGCGUCAACUACAUCCUCUCCACUGUCUUUGCUGUUGUUGCUGGGGCCGUGUUUUACUUAGAAUUUAACAAAGAAGAAGUCCUUAACAUCUGCAUGUAUGUACUAGGAUCUGUCCUGUGUUUCCUUGGAGUGUUUCUCAUGACCAAAAACAGGAAAAAACCCAAAAUCUUUGAGCCGUAUGUCUCCAUGGACAUGUCUAAUGGUGUUCCAACGAUCCAUGACAAAGGCUCGGUCGUUCAGCCAGACUUCAACGGCUCCUUCUCGUACGGGACUCUGGUGAACAACGACGGAGUGGCUCCCGCCCCACUGCCAGUGAAUCUGGAGCAGCCGGUCGUCAGCUCCAGAACCUCUGAUGCACCAACUGGGCAGCUGGAUCGGAAGAACGAUUAGGACGGAGCACCGCCUUCCCAGACUCGGUUCAUACAAACUGACCUCCAAAGACUUGAAGCUGUUAACGAAGCUCAGGUGCUUUUUGUCUGACUUUUACCUCUUCACCCCCGUUUUGUUUCUGAACGAAACCUUUAUUUAGGCCUGAAAAACCAGGAAAAUCAAACUGGGAUUGAGCAAUCCUUUUUUGACUUCUCUGCUGAGCUACAAACUGUAUUUUCUAACCUGUUAAAUACAAACCAGUGAGGUGUUUAGGAUUUGCCUAGCAAAGGAACUGUUUUGAGGUGGUAUUUUAUUAUCGAACAGGUAAAGGGAUCUUUUAAAGGCUGCACCUCCACAAAUAGUGCAGAUUGGAUUAAAAAGAUCAUUAGUUCUUGGAAUUUAACACCUGGAAUUGCUGUUCAGGAUCUUGAGAAAGUGAAGGACAGUCAAAUGAAGAAGAGUAAGGCGAGUUUAUCAAACUGUACGUCACCUUUGAUCCGUUUUUGGUCCAAGGUUUGGCUAGUAGCAUCUCAUUGAGUUCCUGUGGUUAUUGUUGAAGGAGAGACUGUGCACUGAUGGCCUUUCUUACAGAGUCUCCGCCCCAAAAACAAACAAACAAACCUGAAGUGUGCAUAGUUAUCCAUGGGGUCAUGAAGGUCACUUUUCUGCCUUUAUUCAUUGAAUUCAGUUGAAUUACUGCUUUUCCUGUGCAAAUGUUUUAACUUAUUUUGAUGUUAUCGAUGAUUUGAACCAUAUAUGUCAUUUUCUGUGUUUUGUCGUGUAGCUUUUACACUAAUGAUGUUUUAACUUAGGCUAUGCAAGUAGAUGAUUAAUAAACGGAACUAGUUAUUUAAAUUGUGAUGUUAUCGAUCUAAACUUCAUCUUCAGGGUUCUGUUGUGCAUCUUUUACACUAAAUAUGCUUUAUUUAGUUAAGUAGGUAGUUAAUAAAUUGGACAGGUUAAUUAUUUUAAGACAUAACAGAUGUUUCAUUGUAUAUUUAAACUAAAAUUUGAUUGGUAAAUGCAUAGUGUGAAUAAUAAAUUAAGUCAUUAGAAGUUU